AUGGACAAGUACAAACCUCGGUGAGGAAUUAAGCAGUGACCUAAUCAAGCUGACUUUUAUUGUGACACACAUGAGAUUAGCCUGUGCGAUCAAUGCAAUGCAGUCAGAUGUUAUGAUUGAGACAUGAUCGUGAUUUGUAGCCCAGAGAAGCUCAAGCAGAGUUCUGAGCUAUUGCAUGGGUUUUUAAGGGAACUCGUGAGAAAAGCAGAAGUCAAUGAUCUUUAUGUGUCUAUAUCUGGGCUACAAGAGGCUCUUGAUGAUGUUUCAGAAGUACUUAAAGCAUUUGAGGAGCAAGUUGCUGAGUGACUUAAAUAUUAUGACCCUAUUGAAGCUUCAAAACUAGUUAUGCAGAGCAAGCUAAUCCUCUCAGACAUAUUUAGAGGAACUAUAGUCUCCAAACAUGGUGACUUCAAUCCAAUUCUGAGGCUUUUAUUUGACAGCCAAGUGAUUGACACUCAGAAAGGAUUCUUCGAUGAUCCUUGAGUAAACACCGAGAGAACAAAGGACUUGAAGGCAAUGAAACUUGUCAGAGAGCUUACUUUUAGAAACAAGAGUAUUAUAGAAGACCGAAUGAAGAAAGAGCUUGAAAUGGUCAAGAAUAAAGCUAUCAGAGAGACAGAACUGAAAAUGAAUAAAAUAUAUAUACCUCAAAUAAAUUCAUUGAAGGAAAUUAACCAAUCAUUAGAAGAUGAAAAGUGCAAAACUGAUGAAAAGUUAAAGCUAUCAAUGGAGCUUUGAGAUAAAACCACCAAUGAGUUAUUCCUUGAGAAAGAGCAAGUACUCAGACUGACAGAACAAGUAGAAGCCAUGAAGCGAGAAAAUACAGCUAUAAAGGAUCUAUGUGAGAAUAUGAAAAGUCUUAAUCCUGAUAAAGGGGAAAUCUGACAGUUUCCUGAUACCACAAACCCAGGUCUACCUGAAGCUUGAAGCGUGGCUUUCUUAGGCCCUACAGUAGGUAAAUCCUCAUUGCUAGGUAGGAUGACCGGUGAAGAGUUUAAAGAAGACUAUACCUUCUCUACAGGCUUUGACUAUAAAACUAUUAAGACUGAGUUUCAAGGCAGAAAAGUUUGUCUCAAGAAUUAUGAUAUCACAAAUAGUUUAGCAAAUAUGUCUGAUACAACUUCAUCGCUGAAGUAUAAGAAUGUGACUACUUCCUUUGUUAAGUCAGUCCAAUGUAUUUUCUUGAUGUAUGACAUCACUAAAGAAGCUUCUCUUGAGAACUGCCAAUCAUGGGUGGAUAGUCUCCUCAAAAAUGAGAUGACUGAUAAGAUUAUCUAUCUAAUAGGCAACAAGACAGAUCUGGAAGACCAGAGAGAAAUCUCUCAAGAAGCAAUUGCUGAGUUCAAAUCUAAAAAUAACAUAGAUUUUCACUUUGAAGUGUCUGCCAAGACUGGAGAGGGUGUCGAGCAGUUGUGAGAGCAUGUGCUGAAACAUUUAUUUAUAUCCCGCCAGCCAAUCUCCAUUGAAAACCGUCCCUCUGUAUACAAGCGGAAAGGUUGGUUCGGUUGAAUGUUCUCUACUGAACAAUAA
Messenger RNA from Moneuplotes crassus, 1530 nucleotides. The record is from the annotation of a GenBank genome assembly. NCBI's taxonomy places the organism in Eukaryota, Ciliophora, Spirotrichea, Euplotida, Euplotidae.